Priapulus caudatus is the source of this 639-nucleotide messenger RNA. RefSeq names its product adenylyl cyclase-associated protein 2-like. Gene Ontology annotation, molecular function: adenylate cyclase binding; actin binding. The coding region runs from base 91 to 639 and encodes 182 amino acids. Lineage: Eukaryota; Metazoa; Priapulida; Priapulimorpha; Priapulimorphida; Priapulidae. The record is from RefSeq and is a predicted model, not a curated record. The transcript is spliced from 6 exons. Gene Ontology annotation, biological process: cytoskeleton organization; regulation of adenylate cyclase activity; cell morphogenesis. Gene Ontology annotation, cellular component: cytoplasm.
AUUCUUAGUGGUUGAACUACAAGACGUCUGAUCACUGUUGCUUGCACGUGUGCGAGUAACCCUCAACGUGUUUGGAGUCGAAAGUGAAAUAUGCUGCCAUUUAGCUGCGGAUUGGGAAAGCUGUGUGGAAGCGGUGCACAUUCUCCAACUUCAGAGAAAGUGUCUCCUACCCCUCUUGUCGAAGUUGAAGAGAUGUCUGCAGCGGAUAUGGAGAAACUGAUGACGAGGCUGGAGUCGGCCACGGUGCGCGUUGAGCAACUGUUCAGCCAGGGUAAAGAGAACCUAUCUAGGUUGGAAUCAACGACGUGUCAACUGCAGCAGGUCGGUCAUCCUGGCGGUGGGGCUGCUGCGGCACCAGUUUCAGUUGCAGAGGAGGUGGUGGAACCGAGUGUGCUUGCCUAUGAUGAGUUGCUGCAGGGUUCCUUUGCUCAGUACAUGAGCCUCAGCAGUAAGAUUGGUGGUGUCGUUAAUGAACAGGCACAGCUCGUGAAGGAUGCAUUUGAGGCUCAGCGGGAAUUCUUGAGGAUUGCUUCCAAGUCGAAACAGCCUUCUCAGGCACAGCUCGUGAAGGAUGCAUUUGAGGCUCAGCGGGAAUUCUUGAGGAUUGCUUCCAAGUCGAAACAGCCUUCUCAGGAUUAA